AUGCUUUCUCGAGUUUUUUCCUUAAAUUUAUUAAAUAAAAGACUCAAUUUUGAUUCAUCAUUAAUUACACAGGACAAUUUCUUGAUUAUUUCAGCAAAUGAUGAUUUUUCAGGAAAAUAUUCGCAGGAUAAUCAAAUUUAUGAUUUUAUAACACGAAAUUCUCUAAAUAAAAUUAGACUAACAAGUGGAUUUAGCGAAAUAUAUCAAUUUUAUGGUGUUCAUAUUGUUAAAAUUUUCGAUUUUUCCGAUUCAUUAGUUUCAUAUAUACCUGAAAAUAUGUUUGUGGACACUAUUAAUCUCGAAGAAGUUAUUUUGAAUGAAAAUAUCAAAAGUAUUGAUGGAUAUGCAUUCGGAAACUCAGAAAUUUCGAAAAUUAACCUCGAACACGUUAAAACUAUUGGAGCACAUGCGUUUUCUAAUUGUCAAAACCUUAAGAAUGUUAAUGUACAAUCUGUUUCACGGUUUGAAUAUGGUUCGUUCAGAGAAACUGGUAUAAUUGAAUUUACAUUUCCAAAAAGUAUUAAUACAAUUCAAUAUAAUAUGUUUGAAAACUGUCAUUUAUUAACAAAAGUGAAUUUAAGCUCAACAAUAACGACGAUUGGUAAAUUUGCAUUUUCAAAUUGUUAUAAUCUUGAAACUGUUGAAGGAAUUUCACAAUUAACCAGCAUAGGAGCUAAUGCUUUUGAAUUUUGUUCAUUGAAAUAUCUUAAAUUUGAGAAAGAUACAGUUACUUGUUUCUCAAAUGCAUUUGCAAACAAUGCAAAAUUGACAUCAGUUGAAUUUGUCUCAGUUUCUUUAGAAAAAGGAGUGUUCAUGAAUUGUAUAAAUCUUAAAACUGUAACAAUUACAAAUGAAUAUCGUCCCAAUAAUCAAAACCAAUACAACUUUUAUAAUUGCAUAUUGUUAGAAAAAUUUACUGCUGGAAGAGCUUAUACAAUCGGAAUUUGUGAUUUUGCAAAUUGUAGGAAAUUAGCAAAUUUUGAUGUUCAAAAUAUUCUGGAAUUAGAAGAAGCAUGUUUCAGAAAUUGCCAGUCAUUAACAUCAUUUAAUCUUACAAAUAUGGAUUAUAUCGGAUCAGGAGCAUUUCAAGGGUGUACUAAAUUGAAAACAGUUUAUGGAUUGGAGAAUCAAGCAUCUGCAGGCCCUAUUCAAAUAGGUCCUAUUGAAAGAGGUCCUAUUGAAAUAGUUGCAGAACCAUAUGUUUUCUCUGACUGUAUUAGUUUAGAAUUCAACCAAAUUCAUUAUGCCAAUACAGGGAUGUUUUCGAAUUGUUAUUCUUUGAAAGAAAUCAAUUUUACUGGUCAAGUAUUAGAGUCAAAAGCAUUUCAAUUCUGUAUCAAUCUGAAAAAAUUUAAUUUCAUACCAGUAGAAGAUUCUAUUUUCUCAAUUCCUGAAUAUUGUUUUUAUGGCUGUGUUAAUUUGGAAGAAAUCAAUUUCCCUGAUAACAUUCAUUCUAUUGGAAAAUUUGCUUUCUAUAAUACAUCUUUAAUAAAUGGAAUAAAUAUCAAUAAAGUCCAAAAUCUAGGAGCAUGUUCAUUUGCAUAUUCAAAGCUAACAUCAAUAACAUUUAUUAGUCCAAUAAUAUCGAAAUAUAUGCAUCGAAUUGUUCAUAAUUUGCAAGAUUUGCAUAUUUUUGAUCAUUGUGACAUGCUAGAAAAAGUCAUAUUUGAGGGAAAAGGCUUUAUUCCUCUCUUUGAAUUUAAGAAUUGCAAGAAUUUGAAUAAAAUCGAGUUCAAAGGCGAUUUUCAAAUAAAGGAUGAUUUUGUAUAUGCCAUUGAAUAUACUAAUCGUUUGGUUGGAGGCAUAUCAGAAAACCCAAUUAUAUUGUUAUCGUAUAAUAUAUCUGCAAAUACAGAAGGAGUCAUUAUUCCAGAAAAGUUCGAUUCAAUUUAUUAUUCAGCAUUUAGAUACGUCAACAAUAUUAAAACACUAAAAGUUAAUUAUGACUUACAAAUUAUGUCAUAUGCAUUUGCAGAUAUGGAAUCAUUAGAAGAAGUUUAUUUCAAUGCAUCAGAAAUCCCUUUUGGAUGCUUUUAUAAUUGUACAAAACUUUCGAAAGUAACUCUUUCUGAAAAUGUUAAAAUAAUUGAUGAAAACGCUUUCUCUUAUACAAAUAUAAAUGAAAUUGUUUUGCCUCUUUCAUUAGAAUAUAUUGCUAAUCCAUUUAGAAAUACACCAAUAGUAACAAUUGAAUUUACAGAUGGACAAUUUCAUCCCGACUUCUUUGCAACAAAGAAUGAAUUCAUUAGAAUUAAUCAUGAUAAGAACGAUGAAAUGGAAAUAUUGUUUAUAUUUGGCAACAUUUCAAAUCAAAUUACAAAAUUAACUGAAGGAGUUAAAAGUCUUAACAUGGAAAAUUUCAGGUUCUUUUCUGAUGAUAAACCAAUUUUAAUGCUUCCGCAUUCAAUUGAGAGAAUCGUAAUAUCAGAUAUUUCAGAACACUAUUCAGGAAAUUUGGGUAGUAGAAAAUUGAAUUUCCUGAAUUCUAAUACAUUAUUUGAUACUUCAAAUAUUUAUCCAAAUUAUGUUACGAUUGGACGAAUCCAAUUCAGGUUUUGUGGAAUAAUCCAUCUAUAG
This is a messenger RNA of Trichomonas vaginalis G3, 2577 nucleotides long. Its product is annotated as surface antigen family. NCBI's taxonomy places the organism in Eukaryota, Parabasalia, Trichomonadida, Trichomonadidae. Bases 1 to 2577 code for a protein of 858 amino acids. The record is from RefSeq and is a predicted model, not a curated record. The transcript has a single exon.